AUGCUUCCAGGUCCGGAGGUGCCGGUGCAGGUGUGGGUGGGCGGCCAGCUCUUCCAGGCCGACCGGGCCCUGCUGGUGGAGCACUGCGGCUUCUUCCGCGGCCUCUUCCGCUCGGGCAUGAGGGAGGCGCGCGCGGCCGAGGUGCGCCUGGGCGCGCUGAGCGCCGGCGUGGCGGCCGUGCGGCCCAGCAGCUACGUGGCCGUGAGCACGCACACGCCCGCACCCGGCUUCCUGGAGGACGCGUCGCGCACCGUGUGUUACCUGGACGAGGAGGAGAACGCGUGGCGCACGCUGGCCGCGCUGCCCCUGGAGGCCAGCACGCUGCUGGCUGGCGUGGCCACGCUGGGCAACAAGCUCUACAUCGUGGGGGGCGUGCGGGGGGCCAGUAAGGAGGUGGUGGAACUGGGCUUCUGCUACGACCCGGACGUCGGCACGUGGUGCGAGUUCCCCAGCCCGCACCAGCCGCGCUACGACACAGCGCUGGCCGGCUUCGACGGCCGCCUCUACGCCAUCGGGGGCGAGUUCCAGAGGACGCCCAUGAGCUCCGUGGAGCGCUACGACCCGGCCGCAGGCUGCUGGAGCUUCGUGGCCGACCUGCCCCAGCCGGCUGCCGGCGUGCCCUGCGCCCAGGCUUGCGGUCGCCUCUUCGUGUGCCUGUGGCGGCCGGCCGACACCACGGCUGUGGUGGAAUACACGGUGCAGACGGACGCGUGGCUGCCGGUGGCCGAGCUGCAGCGCCCGCAGAGCUACGGCCACUUCAUGGUGGCCCACCGCGACAGUCUGUACGUGGUGCGCAACGGGCCAUCCGAUGACUUCCUACACUGUGCCAUCGACUGCCUCAAUCUGGCCACUGGCCAGUGGACGGCGCUUCCUGGCCAGUUUGUCAACAGCAAGGGAGCGCUCUUCACUGCGGUGGUGCGUGGUGACACCGUCUAUACUGUCAACCGCAUGUUCACGCUGCUCUAUGCCAUCGAGGGCAGCACCUGGCGGCUGCUCAGGGAAAAGGCGGGCUUCCCACGGCCCGGCUCCUUGCAGACCUUUCUCCUGAGGCUGCCUUCUGGCCCUCCGGGGCCUGUGGCCUUGACGACGCCUGAACUGUGA
Messenger RNA from Miniopterus natalensis, 1101 nucleotides. The record is from RefSeq and is a predicted model, not a curated record. NCBI's taxonomy places the organism in Eukaryota, Metazoa, Chordata, Mammalia, Chiroptera, Miniopteridae.